Neurospora hispaniola is the source of this 946-nucleotide messenger RNA. RefSeq names its product Yqey-like protein-domain-containing protein. Gene Ontology annotation, molecular function: carbon-nitrogen ligase activity, with glutamine as amido-N-donor. Bases 127 to 762 code for a protein of 211 amino acids. The transcript has a single exon. Gene Ontology annotation, cellular component: mitochondrion. Lineage: Eukaryota; Fungi; Ascomycota; Sordariomycetes; Sordariales; Sordariaceae. The record is from RefSeq and is a predicted model, not a curated record.
CUGUUACGGGAAGCUAUCAGCUCAGCUCUCCGCUGUAAUCUCGACACUUUUACCUCAGCGACCGAUAGCCGCCCUCCUCCCUUCACCCAUUCCCGAACGAGUACCUAGUAUCCCGUCACUCUCAUCAUGGCCGCCCGUCUCCCCGCCAGCUUCAUCGGAAGCUUCCUCGCUCGCUCUACUUCCCGCCAGACAUGCCGCUUCACCCCCAACACCACAAGAUGGUCCCAGCAGCUCUCGGGCAAGCCCAUCAGGGCAUACUCCUCCGACGCUGCCCCGGCGCCCGCUCCUCUCUAUGCCAAGCUGAAGGGUGACCUCAAGGUCGCCAUGCGCGCCAAGGAUGCGCCUCGCCUGGUCGUUUUGCGCGCCGUUCUUGCCGCUGUUCUCAACGCCAGCAAGACCUCUCAGCCGAUCGAGACCGACGCCCAGCUCGUUGCCCUCCUCCGCAAGACUGCCCGCACCUCCCAGGAAGCUGCCGACCAGUUCCGUGCCGCCGGCCGUGGUGACCUUGUCGAGAAGGAGGAGGCGCAGAUCCGUGUCCUUGAGGAAUACGUUGCCGGUAGCGGCGUCCAGGCGGUUGACGAGGCGGAGCUCAAGGAUAUGGUCCAGGCGGUUCAGUCGGAGCUGGCGGCCGAGGGUGUCGAUGCUAAGAUGGGCGAGGUUAUGAAGAAGCUUCUAGGCCCCGGCGGACGUCUCGAUGGCAAGGAUGUCGAGAAGACCCUUGUUGCCAGGAUCGUCAAGGAGGUCAUGGGCACCAAGGCUUGAUUGGACUGUGGUGGAUGGUAUUGGAGAAACACCACCGGCUCAAUGCGGCUUUACGGAAUUCGAUUCGACUCGACCCCCUUCCUUCCUUUACGUCGGAAUAUACGACCCACGAUACCGAUUCGAUUCAGUGUACUAUUACUAUUACAACCUUGUACAACAACAUAUUAAAACGGGCGACGGAUGG